UCGCCAGGCACCCGGCACCAUGGACAUCAACAUGACCCGUCCGGACAACGCCACGCUGCAGAUGCUGAGGGACCCAGCCAUCGCCGUGGUGCUGCCCGCCGUGUACUCGGUGGUGGCCCUGGUCAGCAUCCCGGGCAACCUGUUCUCGCUGUGGGUGCUGUGCCGCCACAUCGGGCCCAAGUCGCCGUCGGUCAUCUUCAUGAUCAACCUGAGCGUCACGGACCUGGCGCUGGCCAGCGUGCUGCCCUUCCAGAUCUACUACCACUGCAACGGGCACCACUGGGUGUUCGGCAGCUGGCUGUGCAACGCCGUCACCGUGGCCUUCUACGCCAACAUGUACUCGUCCAUCCUCACCAUGACCUGCAUCAGCGUGGACCGCUUCCUGGGCGUGGUGUACCCGCUGGUGUCCGCCCGCUGGCGGCGCAGGCGCUACGCCGUGGCCACCUGCGCCGGCAUGUGGCUGCUGCUGCUGGCCGCGCUGUCUCCGCUGGCACGCACGGACCUCACGUACGCCGUGCAGGAGCUGGGCAUCGUCACCUGCUUCGACGUGCUCAAGUCCACCAUGCUGCCCAGCGUGGCCAUGUGGGCCAUCUUCCUGUUCACGCUCUUCAUCGUCCUCUUCCUCGUGCCCUUCGUGGUCACGGUGGGCUGCUACACGGCCACCAUCCUGACGCUGCUGCGCGCGCCCGACGGCCACGGCCACGGCCAGCGGCGGCGGGCGGUGGGCCUGGCGGCCGUGGUGCUGCUGGCCUUCGUCACCUGCUUCGCGCCCAACAACUUCGUGCUGCUGGCGCACAUGGUCAGCCGCCUGUUCCUGGGCACGAGCUACUACCACGUGUACAAGCUCACGCUCUGCCUGAGCUGCCUCAACAACUGCCUGGACCCCUUUGUGUACUACUUCGCCUCCCAGGAAUUCCAGCAGCGGCUCCGCGGCUACCUCGGCCCCGUGGACGGGCUGGAGGCGGCCAGCCGGCCCUGCCUCAAGAGACAGGAGAGUGUGUUCUGA
Pteropus alecto (black flying fox) is the source of this 1006-nucleotide messenger RNA. RefSeq names its product P2Y receptor family member 8 (gene P2RY8). Bases 20 to 1006 code for a protein of 328 amino acids. Gene Ontology annotation, biological process: positive regulation of Rho protein signal transduction; phospholipase C-activating G protein-coupled receptor signaling pathway; thrombin-activated receptor signaling pathway. The record is from RefSeq and is a predicted model, not a curated record. Gene Ontology annotation, molecular function: G protein-coupled purinergic nucleotide receptor activity; thrombin-activated receptor activity. The transcript is spliced from 2 exons. NCBI's taxonomy places the organism in Eukaryota, Metazoa, Chordata, Mammalia, Chiroptera, Pteropodidae. Gene Ontology annotation, cellular component: membrane.